AUGACUGCUCCUGAAGCUUACUACCCAAACGAACCCACUAAACCAGUGGUCAAGACUUCCAAAGUUCCAGGCCCUGAAUCUCAGAAGCAACUGGCUGAUCUAGACACUGUUUUCGACGCUAGACCAGCUUAUUUUGUUGCUGAUUAUGAAAAGUCUAAUGGUAAUUACAUCGUUGAUGUCGAUGGAAAUGCAUUCCUUGACUUGUAUGCACAGAUUGCAUCCAUUGCUUUGGGUUACAACAACCCAGCUUUGAUCAAGGCUGCUAAGAGUCCAGAGAUGGUUAGAGCUUUGGUAGACCGUCCAGCUCCUGGUAACUUCCCAUCGGCUGAUAUGCCUGAUAUUUUGAGAAAGAUCCUGCAAGUGGCUCCAAAAGGUCAGGACCACGUUUGGUCUGGUCUUUCUGGUGCCGAUGCUAAUGAAUUGGCUUUUAAAGCGGCUUUUAUGUACUACCGUGCUAAGCAGAGAGGUUAUGACACGGAGUUCUCGACUGAGGAGAACAAAACCGUGAUGGAAAAUGCUGCACCAGGUGCACCUCACUUGGCUGUGUUGUCAUUCAAGAGAGCAUUCCACGGCAGGCUGUUCGCUUCUGGUUCCACUACUGUCUCUAAACCAAUUCACAAGCUAGAUUUCCCAGCAUUUGACUGGCCUCAUGCAGAAUACCCAAGUUACCAAUAUCCUUUGGAGAAAUACGAGGAUGAAAACCACAAGGAGGACGAACGUUGUUUGAAAAUUGUCGAAGAGUUGAUCAAGACAUGGAAAUACCCAGUUGCUGCACUUAUCAUCGAACCAAUCCAGUCCGAAGGUGGUGACAACCAUGCGUCCAAGUACUUUUUGCAAAAAUUGAGAGACAUUACUUUGAAAUACAACGUCGUUUACAUCGUCGAUGAAGUGCAAACUGGUGUUGGUGCUACUGGUAAGCUCUGGUGCCAUGAAUACGCUGAUAUCCAACCACCGGUGGAUUUAGUGACCUUCUCCAAGAAAUUCCAAAGUGCAGGCUAUUUCUUCCACGAUCCUAAAUUCAUUCCAAAUAAGCCUUACAGACAGUUCAACACCUGGUGUGGUGAACCAGCAAGAAUGAUCAUCGCCGGUGCGAUCGGCCAAGAGAUCAUCGACAGAGACCUUACUUCACAAGUGGUUCGUGUAGGUGACUAUCUUUUCAAGAAAUUGGAAGCUCUACAGGAGAAAUACCCAACCAAGUUCCAUAACUUGAGAGGUAAGAACAGAGGUACUUUUAUCGCCUGGGAUUUACCAACACCUGAAGAAAGAGAUACCUUGCUGAAAAAGUUGAAAUUAAACGGUUGUAACGUCGGUGGCUGCUCCACCAACUCAGUACGGCUAAGACCUACUUUGACAUUCGAGGAGAAGCAUGCUGACAUUUUUGUCGAGGCACUAGCCAAGUCUGUCACUGAACUGUAG
Messenger RNA from Torulaspora delbrueckii, 1416 nucleotides. It is a transcript of the gene UGA1, whose product is annotated as 4-aminobutyrate transaminase. Gene Ontology annotation, cellular component: mitochondrion. The record is from RefSeq and is a predicted model, not a curated record. Gene Ontology annotation, biological process: GABA catabolic process. Lineage: Eukaryota; Fungi; Ascomycota; Saccharomycetes; Saccharomycetales; Saccharomycetaceae. The coding region runs from base 1 to 1416 and encodes 471 amino acids. Gene Ontology annotation, molecular function: pyridoxal phosphate binding. The transcript has a single exon.